Molecule: messenger RNA, 1057 nt
Organism: Phoenix dactylifera (date palm)
Lineage: Eukaryota; Viridiplantae; Streptophyta; Magnoliopsida; Arecales; Arecaceae
Source: RefSeq, a predicted model, not a curated record
UUUUUUCAACACCCACCCCUUCACUUUCUCAUCCGCCCUCGCCUUUGUUCGCGUCCUGUUGAAGUCGGCGAGCUCGCCCACAGUUCCAUGCCCUAGAACCCUUUCCGUAAGCGAAACGAAGCAAGGACGGUUGGAGAGAUAAAUAGGACUCGAGGGGAAGCCUCGCCAUAGAACCUGGGAGAUCAGGGGGCGGAGAGAAGGGUCCAAGAUGCCGGACUACGGGGAAAGAUACGAAGGCAACGACGACGGGUACACCGGUUACCGAGGCGCCUCUCCUCCGCCGAAGAGCAGCGGCUUCGACGACUUCGGUGAUUCCAGAUCGCAGAAUGAUUCUCAUGAACAUGAAAGGAGGUCCUCAAAAAGCAGAGAAAGGGACAGAAAUAGGAUGCACGACAGGGAUAGGGAUCGGGACAGAGAUAGAGAUAGGGACAAGGAUAGAGGUCGGGAAAGAGAUCGUGAUCGCAGAGACCACAGAGACAGAAGUGAAAGAAGUGAUCGUGGCCGGGAUAGAUCUGAUCGCAACCGAGACUAUGAUAGGCAUAGGGACUAUGAUCGUGAUAGAGAAGGGCGUCAUAGACAUCGUUCUCAAUCUCCAUCUCGAUCAAAGGGUAGAUCUGGUCAUAGAUCAAGAUCUCGUUCUCGUUCCCGUUCUGGAUCAAAAAGCAAACGAAUGAGCGGUUUUGACAUGGCUCCACCUGCGUCUGCUCUGAUUCCUGGUGCAACUGCUGCAGGUCAGCUACCUGGAGCCACACCAGCCAUUCCAGGAAUGUUUCCAAAUAUGUUUCCUCUAGGAGCUGGACAGUUCCCAACUCUUCCUGUUAUGCCAGUGCAAGCAAUGACUCAGCAGGCUACUCGACAUGCUCGACGUGUGUACGUUGGUGGCCUUCCCCCUACUGCAAAUGAACAGGUUAUUUACCCUCGGCAUUUUCUAUUGUUUAGAGUUAUUCUGUUUGAGUGCAAGUUAGCUUUACAUUUGCAUGUGCUUAACAUACAUACAUACAUACAUACACACAGGAGCGGCCCAAUGUAUUUGGGGGCCUAAGGCCGUUUUGUCUUU